Messenger RNA from Actinia tenebrosa (Australian red waratah sea anemone), 4341 nucleotides. RefSeq names its product lysosomal alpha-mannosidase. Gene Ontology annotation, cellular component: lysosome. Gene Ontology annotation, biological process: mannose metabolic process. NCBI's taxonomy places the organism in Eukaryota, Metazoa, Cnidaria, Anthozoa, Actiniaria, Actiniidae. The record is from RefSeq and is a predicted model, not a curated record. Gene Ontology annotation, molecular function: alpha-mannosidase activity; carbohydrate binding.
AUAAGGCGUCCCUCUGAAGCGUGUGAAGGAAAGUGGAGUGACCGGAGUUUUAAUAAGAUCACAACAUUCAAAAGGACGUUAAUGUAACCUUAUAUUUUCUUUUAGAUUUUACAUCGACAUAAGCCGUCCCUCUGAAGUUUGUGAAGUGAAGCGGAUUAGCCUGAGUUUUACAGAGAUCACAAUACUCAAAAGGACGUUAAUGUAAAAUUAUGUUCUUUUAGAUUUUACAUCGACAUAAGGCGUGCUUUUGAAGCUUGUGAAGAAAAGUGGAGUGACCGAAGUUUUAUAAGGAUCACAGCACUCAAAAGGACGUUAAUAUAUUCCAUCGACAUAAUGCGUCACUCUGAAGCGUGUGAAGGAAAGUGGAGUGAUCGGACUUUUACUAAGAUCACAGCACUUAAAAGGACGUUAAUAUAUUUCAUCGACUAAAGGCGUCCCUCUGAAGUUUGUGAAGUGAAGCGGAUUAGCCUGAGUUUUACAGAGAUCACAACACUCAAAAGGACGUUAAUGUAACCUUAUUUUCUAUUAGAUAUUACAUCGACAUAAGGCGUGAUUUUGAAGCGUGUGAAGGAAAUUGGAGUGACCGGAGUUUUUCUAAGAUCACAACACUCAAAAGGACGUUAAUGUAAGCUUAUUUUCUAUUAGAUAUUACAUCCACAUAAGACGUCCCUCUGAAGCGUGUGAAGRAARGUGGAGUGACCGAAGUUUUAUAAGGAUCACAACACUCAAAUGGAAGUUAAUGUCAGCUUAUUUUCUAUUAGAUUUUACAUCGACAUAAGGCGUCCCUCUGAAGCGUGUGAAGGAAAGUGGUGUGUCCGGAGUUUUACAGAGAUCACAACACUCAAAAGGACGUUAAUAUAUUACAUCGACAUAAGACGUCCCUCUGAAGCGUGUGAAGGAAAGUGGAGUGUGCGGAGUUUUCCUAUACUCCCAAGCUAGAAGGGAGCCUGGGGAGAGUGGAUGACAGAGACGAACGCCUGACGGGAUUCUAAUAAUAGGGAUGAUACUCGUGACUUAGGUCUCAUAUGACCCUCAUACCGGCGAGGAAAACAUGGCUUUUGCUAGCGUUUUUCUUUAUUUCUACGGAACUGUACUCUUCAGUCUUUUCCUUGGCUCGUCAGCGUUUGAAUGCGCCAAGAAAGGAGUCGUAAAUAGCCCUCAAAAACUUCAAGUUCAUAUCAUUGCCCACACACAUGACGAUGUGGGAUGGUUGAAGACAGUUGAUCAGUACUACUAUGGUGCGAAUAAUUCUAUCCAACAUGCUGGGGUACAGUAUAUCCUAGACUCUGUUAUCCCAGCACUAGAUGCCGACCCGAAUAGAAGGUUCGUCUACGUAGAGAUAGCAUUUUUUAAACGUUGGUGGGAUCAGCAAGAUGCGGCCAUGAAAGAGAAAGUCAAGAAGUUGGUAUUGCACAAACGACUUGAGUUCAUUAACGGAGGAUGGUGUAUGAACGACGAAGCAUCCACUCAUUAUAAUGCUAUAAUUGAUCAAAUGACUCUGGGAUUAAAGUUUAUUAAGGAUACUUUUGGGGACGACGCGAGACCGAGGAUUGCUUGGCAUAUUGAUCCAUUUGGUCACUCCAAUGAACAAGCAUCGCUCUUCUCUCAGAUGUCGUUUGAUGGAUUUUUCUUCGGACGCAUAGAUUUCACUGAUAAAGACUUGAGACUGAAACAACAGAGGAUGGAGAUGGUCUGGCGUGGGAGUAAGACCGGAAAUCUCGGCAAAAACUCCGAUAUAUUUACGGGUGUUUUAUACAACUUGUACAUGCCUCCAUCCGGGUUUUGUUUUGAUCAGUUCUGUGCAGACCAGCCAAUCAUGGAUGAUCCAACUUUAGAAGACAUGAACGUGAAAGAGAGGACAGAAGCAUUUGUCCAAACUGUCUGUGAUCAAGCCAAACACUACAAGACCAACAACAUCAUGCUUACAAUGGGUUCAGAUUUCAUGUACGAGAAUGCAAAUUUAUGGUUCAAAAAUCUUGACAAGUUGAUGAAAUAUGUCAAUCAGGACAGUAGAGUAAAUGUAUUUUACUCAACGCCAACAACCUACUUGGAAGCUUUACACAACAGUAACCAAACAUGGGGCCUAAAGACAGAUGAUUUCCUUCCUUAUGCCGACUGCCCCCACUGUUAUUGGACAGGGUACUUCACCAGCAGGCCAGCACUCAAGAGAUAUGUCCGAUACAAUAAUAACUUACUCCAGGCUUGCAAACAACUUGAAGUGUUCAAUGGAGAGGCACAGUCAGGAAAACCCUCAUCUGAUCUUCUUCGUCGAGCGAUGGGUGUGGCCCAACAUCAUGAUGCAGUCAGCGGCACUUCCAAGCAACAUGUUGCUGAUGACUAUGCUAAAAGACUUGCUAUUGGAGCUGCAGAUUGUCAGUCACUGAUGAGCAACGUUCUUGGUAAAUACGCAGUGAAAAGUAAAGGCGCCAAACCACCCGUCUUYACCUCGUGCGAUCUUUUGAACGUCAGCUACUGUCCACUGACAGAAACAAGUAAAAACUUUGUAGUUACUGCUUAUAAUCCCCUGGGUCGAACUAUUUCCUCUUAUCUGCGCAUUCCAAUGGCUUCCGGUUCUAUUGCGGUGUAUGGUCCACAAGGACAGCCCGUGAAAAGUCAAGUUUUACCCAUCUCAGAUGAGACCAAAUCAGUGCGCAAACAACAAAACUUUUCCGACAGCAAUUCCAAGUACGAGCUCGUGUUCCAGGUGAAGAUUCCCGCGCUGGGUUUCUCGACGUACUUCGUGAACCUAACGAAAUCUAUAUCGAAGAAUUUCAAAGCACGUAAAACCCAGGUAGAAGAAGUCUUACCCUUGAACGACGAACCUGUAGUGAUCCAAAACGAAUUUGUCAAGUUGGAAUUCUCCAAAGAGACAGGUUUACUGUCCAGUAUGACGGAUUUGGAAUCCAAACUAACGUCCACUGUAAACCAGCAGUUCUUGUGGUACAAUGCAAGCAUAGGGAACAAAAUCARYGRCCAACCUUCUGGGGCYUACAUAUUCAGACCUAAUUCCUCUAAUACAUUUAAUGUAUCAAGUAAAGCCCAGAUUAGUGUAAUGAUAGGUUCGCUUGUACAAGAAGUGAGACAAGUCUUCUCGCCGUUUGUGAGCCAGGUUGUACGUCUGUAUACUGGUCAGCGGUAUGCGGAGUUUGAAUAUACGAUCGGCCCCAUCCCUAUACAAGACAAUCUUGGAAAGGAAAUCAUAUCUCGAUUUGAUACAGAUAUCAAGUCUGACGGAGUGUUCUAUACCGAUGCUAAUGGCAGAGAGAUGCAAGAACGAAAGAGGAACUUUAGACCAACGUGGAAACUGAAUGUCACAGAACCAGUAGCUGGGAAUUACUACCCCGUCAAUAGCAGGAUGUACAUCAAGGAUAGCAGCAAGCAGUUUACUGUGCUUGUUGAUCGUUCACUCGGUGGUGCUAGUAUCAAAGAUGGUUCUGUCGAAAUCAUGCCACAUCGGCGUCUUCUUGUGGAUGACAAACGAGGUGUCGCUGAACCUCUCAAUGAGUCUGGAAUCAGUGGAAAAGGAUUGAUWGUACGUGGAAAGAUGUGCGUAUUUUUGGCCCCGCMWGCYAAAUCAGCUGCAGUACAUCGUGAAGUUGGUGAACAAAUGCUUUUGGAGCCUGUGCUYARUUUUGCMCCCAAUCCAUCCACUGCAGAAAAAUGGAUAAGCCAGUACAAUACACUGCACAGCGGUCUCAAGUCUGAACUUCCCGCCAAUGUACACUUUUUGACGCUAGAGACCAUGGAUCAAUAUGUCCUUAUAAGGGUAGAACAUCAGUUUGAGGCAGGCGAGGAUGCCAAACUCUCGGUCCCAGUCAACAUCUCCUUCGAUGAUCUCUUCACUGAUUUUGACGUCGUAUCGACUGAAGAACUGAACCUCGCCGCUAACCAGGACAUUAAGGACAAGAAGCCUAUGAACUGGAACAUCAAGACAUUAAAGAACAUAAAAAGUGCAAGAAAACUUCACGACAAAAUUCGUUUAGUGAAGUCUUCUAUCGAGCUACGACCAAUGCAAAUCCGUACGUUCAAGGCAAAGAUAAAGCCACGAAUGCACAAACAAUAUCGCCAAUAGUUUUCAGACGACAGUACGUCCUUUCAUAAGCGUAGGAGCAGAGUCUAGAAGCAAAAUAACUGGGAACGAAAACCGGUGUUAGUUUUGGUAUUAGAAUUAGAUCAUUUCUACUUGCUAUCGAUUUUAUUCGUUUGUUUGUUAAACAGGGCGUACCGAAAACGACGAACCAAAGAAAAAAGGGGGGGAAGUAGGAAGUAACUCAAAGAAUUUAGUAAAUAUAAAUAGGUGUUUAAUAUGUGAGAGGAUAGAGAUAGUUUAAAAGAAAUUAU